This is a messenger RNA of Aspergillus mulundensis, 504 nucleotides long. RefSeq lists its product as uncharacterized. The coding region runs from base 1 to 504 and encodes 167 amino acids. The record is from RefSeq and is a predicted model, not a curated record. The transcript has a single exon. NCBI's taxonomy places the organism in Eukaryota, Fungi, Ascomycota, Eurotiomycetes, Eurotiales, Aspergillaceae.
AUGAUCUAUCCGAUUCUCCUAUGCCUUCUUGGCCUAGUCGCCAGCUCUGCCAUUGCCUCCACUAGCAACGCGUCUCCUCACGCCCCCCUCGCCCACUUGACUUUCACAAAUAUAUCUUGCUCUGAACUCGCCGACUUUACCGCCAACGUUGCUACGGUCACUGAACUCAAGACUUCCAUACUCGCACGCACGCCGGCCAAUCUCCUCGCGGAGGUCCAGCCAGCACUAGAAGCCAUUGAGAUCCAUGUCACCACCUACCAAGACCUGAUACAUCAAUCGAGUCCGAAGGCUUGCCCAGGAACAAGAGCAGCUCGCGGCGUGAAUGCCAGCAACGUGGAGAGCAGAGUGCAUGGCAACCAGCCGCGAACCCCUGGUAGCUUACAGUCGCGCCAGAUGCAGGAGGUGUGCGAUAUGAUGACGCGACUUGAGAAUGCGCUCGAGCUUUUGCAGCUUCCGGCUGAGCUGCUGAUUGAGCGAUUGAAGCAGCUUAUGAGGUGUCGUUAG